Messenger RNA from Cuscuta campestris, 2823 nucleotides. The record is from the annotation of a GenBank genome assembly. NCBI's taxonomy places the organism in Eukaryota, Viridiplantae, Streptophyta, Magnoliopsida, Solanales, Convolvulaceae.
AUGAAUGCUCCCUGGUUUAGGUUUAUAAUGUUAGGCAGAACCUUUUUAGCCUUCCACAUAUGAUCUUGUAAAUAACCUUGUAAAUGAUAUUGCAGCAGGCAAUGGGUCUGAGCUCAUUAGGGCUGGCAGAAUUAUCCUUUUUAGGGAUAACCGUAAUAUUGGUUGUGUUGAUAUGUUUUAUAGUGUCAUCAUUGUGAAAGUUAUUCAGGAUUGCUUCAGUUACUAAUGGUCCCACCUUUGGCCAACAAUUCUUGAAAAAACCACUGCUAUAUCCAUCUGGGCCUGGGCUUUUUUGAUUUGGGAUAUCAAAAAAACAUUUCUUAAUCUCAUUAGUAGUGAUUGGGGAUAUUAAAGAGAGUUGUUGAUUAAUAGAUAUACUCUUACCCAUAGCAACCACCUCUUUGUUGAUGUCCUCAGUCUUUACUCUAGUUCACAGCUGUCUCUGGAAGAAGUCAACGAGUACUUUGGCCACUUCCUCCUUACCCUCCUUCCUUUCACCAGAGGUGUUGCAUAGUGAAGUAAUGUGAUUUUGUAGUCUUCUUUUUCUGAUCCAAGCAUGGAAUAGCUUUGUGUUUUGGUUACCAUAGGUAAUCCAUUCUGCUUUGGAUUGUUGGCUUUUCAGCAGGAAAUUUGCUUUGAUCUUCAGAUGUUGAAACUUCUUUUUAUUCAGUUCUUUCAAGGGCCCCUUAAGAUGUUUGAGCUUUUGGCAGACUUGGUGCAUUGGAUAACCCUUGUGCUCUUGAUCCUAAAUUUCUGACACCAAUUCAGGGAAGAGAGGAUCAAGUGUCCACAUAUCACAGAAUUUAAAGCUAUGUCCUAAUCUAGCCUGAUCUAUCUGUUGUAGAUACAUGGAGGAGUGAUCAGAUACACCACACUCCUUGAAGAUGACUUUGAAAUCGAAGAGAUGAGUUUCGCGAAGCCAGAGUACGAGUUCCUCAAGGAGAUCGGAAUCGGCUCCAGAAAUCUCGGUUGCUACGUCAAUGGGGCGUGGAAAGCUAGCGGCCCUACUGUCUCCUCUGUAAAUCCUGCCAACAACGAGACAAUAGCCGAAGUUGUUGAAGGUUCAAUAGAAGAUUAUGAAGAAGGCAUGAAGGCUUGUAAUUCUGCAGCGAAGCUGUGGAUGCAGGUCCCUGCACCAAAAAGAGGUGAUAUUGUUAGGCAGAUUGGUGAUGCACUCAGAGAAAAGCUUCAGUACUUUGGCCGACUUGUUUCGCUUGAAAUGGGGAAGAUACUACCUGAAGGAAUUGGGGAGGUUCAAGAAAUUAUUGACAUGUGCGACUUUGCUGUUGGAUUGAGCCGACAACUGAAUGGAGCAGUCAUACCAUCAGAACGUCCCAAUCAUGCCAUGUUGGAGAUGUGGAAUCCUCUUGGUAUAGUUGGCGUGAUUACCGCAUUCAACUUUCCAUGUGCAGUUCUUGGUUGGAAUGCAUGCAUUGCCUUAGUAUGCGGCAACUGUGUUGUCUGGAAAGGUGCUCCAACCACACCGUUGGUAACAAUAGCAUUGACAAAAAUUAUCACCGGAGUGUUAGAGAAAAACAAUUUGCCUCGAGCAAUUUUCACUGCUUUUUGUGCGGGUGCAGAAAUUGGUCAAGCCAUAGCAAAAGAUACGCGAAUCCCUCUAGUAUCAUUCACUGGUAGCUCAAAGGUCGGUCUUUCAGUACAGCAAACAGUAAACCAGAGGUUUGGCAAAUGCCUACUUGAACUAAGUGGUAAUAAUGCCAUAAUAGUCAUGGAUGAUGCUGACAUUGAACUUGUGGUUCGCGCUGUUGUGUUUGCUGCGGUCGGAACUGCUGGUCAGCGCUGCACAACUUGCCGUAGACUGCUUCUUCAUGAAAGUAUAUAUCAGAAAGUAGUUGAACGUCUAGUUGAUGCAUACAAGCAAGUCAAGAUAGGGGAUCCUCUAGAAAAGGGCACUUUACUUGGACCACUGCAUACACCUACUUCAAGGGAGAAUUUUGAGAGGGGCCUUGAGAAAAUAAAAUCCGAGGGAGGCAAGAUCCUUACAGGUGGCUCAGUUAUUCCAUCUGCAGGGAACUUUGUGCAGCCAACAAUUGUAGACAUAUCUUCAAGUGCAAACGUAGUGAAGGAAGAGUUGUUUGGACCGGUUCUUUAUGUUAUGAAAUUUAAGACAUUUGAGGAUGCAGUUGAAAUUAACAACUCUGUACCUCAGGGUUUGAGUAGUUCAAUCUUCACCAAAAAACCUGAAUACAUAUUCAAGUGGAUUGGUCCUUUAGGGAGUGAUUGUGGUAUCGUGAAUGCAAACAUACCAACAAAUGGAGCAGAGAUUGGCGGUGCUUUUGGUGGAGAGAAAGCUACUGGAGGUGGUCGUGAAGCUGGAAGCGAUUCAUGGAAGCAAUAUAUGAGACGCUCGACUUGUACAAUCAACUACGGGUCUGAAAUACCAUUGGCACAAGGAAUCAACUUUGGUUAAAACAAAAUAUUCGUGGUUUGUCGAAGCAUUUCUCAGGUUUCUCUCUUCAACACGAACAACCAAACUAUUCCUGGUUUGUAACCAUUCUAAUUUGCAGUCUUUGAAACGAAUCGUUUGAAUGAUCACGUUUUCGUCUUUAUGUGCUAAAUAUAUUAAAUAAACCAGCCUCAAUAGUUCUCUUCAGGUAUGGGUAAGUCUGCGUAUAUUUUCCCUCCCCAGACCCCAUUUCGUCCGACUUGAAUGGGUUUGUUGUUGUAGCCUCAAUUGUUCUCUUAAAAAGGUUCAAAAUAGAUGUCUUUGGGUUUCCAACUUCUUGUUGAAUUACACUGUCUCUUCAUAUUUCUUAUAAACAUCUAUUAAUCAUUUUCGUCUGAUAAACACCUAUAAAUUAU